AUGCAGUCGGACGGAAAGGACAAGAGCGCAAACCCCAUGCGCGAGCUGCGCAUCCAGAAGCUUGUGCUGAACAUCUCGGUCGGCGAGUCUGGUGACAGACUCACCCGUGCCGCCAAGGUGCUUGAGCAGCUGAGCGGUCAGACUCCUGUCUACAGCAAGGCCCGCUACACCGUCCGUACCUUCGGUAUCCGCCGUAACGAGAAGAUCGCCGUGCACGUCACCGUCCGUGGCCCCAAGGCCGAGGAGAUUCUGGAGCGUGGCCUGAAGGUCAAGGAGUACGAGCUGCGGAAGCGCAACUUCUCCGAGACCGGCAACUUCGGCUUCGGUAUCUCCGAGCACAUCGAUCUGGGCAUCAAGUACGACCCCGGCAUCGGUAUCUACGGCAUGGACUUCUACUGCUGCAUGACCCGCCCCGGUGAGCGUGUUGCCAAGCGCCGUCGCUGCAAGACCCCCAUCGGCGUCAACCACAAGAUCAGCCAGAACGAGACUGUCAAGUGGUUCAAGAACCGCUUCGACGGCAUCGUCCGGUAA
This is a messenger RNA of Penicillium lagena, 531 nucleotides long. Its product is annotated as 60S ribosomal protein uL5. Gene Ontology annotation, biological process: translation. The transcript has 3 exons. Gene Ontology annotation, cellular component: cytosolic large ribosomal subunit; ribosome. The coding region runs from base 1 to 531 and encodes 176 amino acids. Gene Ontology annotation, molecular function: structural constituent of ribosome; RNA binding. NCBI's taxonomy places the organism in Eukaryota, Fungi, Ascomycota, Eurotiomycetes, Eurotiales, Aspergillaceae. The record is from RefSeq and is a predicted model, not a curated record.